Messenger RNA from Nothobranchius furzeri (turquoise killifish), 2110 nucleotides. It is a transcript of the gene tfg, whose product is annotated as trafficking from ER to golgi regulator. Gene Ontology annotation, cellular component: endoplasmic reticulum exit site. Gene Ontology annotation, molecular function: identical protein binding. The record is from RefSeq and is a predicted model, not a curated record. Gene Ontology annotation, biological process: COPII vesicle coat assembly; endoplasmic reticulum to Golgi vesicle-mediated transport. Lineage: Eukaryota; Metazoa; Chordata; Actinopteri; Cyprinodontiformes; Nothobranchiidae.
GCGUAAAGAGUGCCACGUACUGUUGACGUUGACUAUCCGGAGAACACUUCCUGGGUCUAGCUAGGCUGGCUAAAUAUAUCAAGUAAUUUUCACGCUUUGGUGAGGCUUGUUAGGUACUGCGUGGUUAAGUCGUCUGAUUCAGUGGUGGAGCCUUAGAGGUCAGACGGCAACAUGAACGGCCAGCUGGACUUGAGUGGGAAGCUGAUCAUCAAAGCCCAGCUGGGCGAUGACAUUAGACGCAUCCCUAUUCACAACGAAGACAUAACAUAUGAUGAACUGGUGCUGAUGAUGCAGCGUGUCUUCCGAGGCAAGCUGCAGAGUAACGACGAGGUCACCAUCAAAUACAAGGAUGAAGAUGAUGACCUCAUCACUAUUUUUGACAGCUCUGACCUCUCCUUUGCAAUCCAAUGCAGUAGAAUACUCAAACUGACAUUAUUUGUGAACGGUCAGCCACGGCCUUUGGAAUCCAGUCAGGUGAAGUACCUACGCAGAGAGCUUAUAGAGCUCAGGAAUAAAGUUAACAACCUCCUUGACAGCCUGGAGCCCCCCUUAGAGCCUGGUAUGACUUCUACGGCACCAGAAAGUGAGUCGGUAGAUGGACGCGAUGGUAAAGUUGCAGCUCCAGACUCCACAGUUAAACAGGCUCCUCCAGUCAGCGCAGCCAGCAUGUCGGCCUUUGACCCAUUAAAGAACCAGGACGAGGUCAACAAGAAUGUAAUUUCUUCUUUUGGUCUAAGUGAGGACCAAGCUUCAGCUGUCCCAGCAGUUGCAGCUGACGAGCGCUCAGGAACACCUGACAGCAUCGCUUCCUCCUCAUCUGCAGCACCUCAGCCAGGAGUGCCGCCUCAGCCACAGGCUGCUUAUGCUGGAGUGCAGCAGGGACCCCCAGCUGGAAUGGAUGGUCAAGUGUAUCAGUACCAGGGUGGAUACCCACCUCAGCAGCCAGGUGCACCUCCGCAGCAGCAGUACAGCAUGCAGUAUGCUGGAGGAUACAGCUCUCAGCCUGGAGCUCCUCCACCUGGCCCUCCACAGCCUCAGCAGCAGUUUCAGAACUACCCUCCACCCACCUCCCAGGCACCAGGCGCUGGUUCAGGCCCAACUGCCAGCUUCCAGGGCGGGCAGCAGCAGCAGCAGCAGACCCAUCCAUCUCAGGGGGCUCAGCAGUAUCCACCAGGAGCCUUCCCUGCGCAAAACUAUUCCUCCCAGGCUUCCCAGCCUGCUAACUACACCAUACCACCAAGCUCCCAGCCUGGCUCGGGGUAUCAAACCCGUCCAGGGUUCACCCCACCUCCAGGCAACCCUGGCACUCCUCCACCUGGAGCUGCUAAUCCCUACGCCCGUAAUCGCCCCCCUUAUGGGCAGGGUUACGCCCAGCCAGGUCCUGGAUACCGGUAAUUGAAGAUAAGAAAUGUUAGUGAUGCUCACAUGUCCCUGAAUCCAACCCCCUCCCCUCAUGUGGCUCUAGCUGUUUGCAAUGGGAGCAGAAACCUGCAGCCCACCAAUUAUCAAAUCUGAAACCAACCCCCCCUGGUCUGAUGGUUAGUGUCUGUGUCCAGCACAUCACUUUGUCCUGGUCCUGGUGUUAACUCUGUGUCUUACUUUUCUCUGGCUGCUUUGCCCUCUUGUGUCUGUCGGUGCAACUAGGUCCAGUCUGUCCACACACACACACACACCUGGUAAACAACCGCAGGCUGUUGCACAAACCCUUCACUGUCCUUUUCAUUGCAAGGUGUUAUUUAACGAGUGAGAUCAGCAUUUGCCUCGAGUCUCCAGCAGCUGUGAGUUAGCUCUGGAGCUGCUAAACACUACCACAAUGAAAAGUUGUCCAUUAAUUUUAACGUUCUUGUUUAGAUGUUUCUUUAUUUGAUCACCACCAUGUUGGUAUUGAGUGAAACUGCCCCAUGUUGGGAACACUAGCUAAGUGAUGACUACUGGGAGGUGUAGUCCUAAAGCUCUCGUUUUUUUUUCCCUCCAGUAUCGCCUGUUUUUCCUUUCUUUAUCUUAUCACUGGUUUUUACUAAUAUAUCAAAUCUAAUUCCACUCAGACGAGUUUAGGUAUGUAUAAAUGUUAACUUUUUUUUUCUUGAACCUAAUAAAUGAUUGGAACCCA